UGUGCUGCUCACUCACUGUGCCGUGGAUGCUUGCUAGCGUGCAGAGUCAUUUCAUCGACGUCGGUAGGACAUAUAAAGAAUAAAGCUUUUGGAAGAUGGCGGAAGCUGACGUUGAUAAUGAACUUUUGGACUACGAAGAGGAAGAGGAGCCCCAAGGAGCACUGGAGAGUUCGACCCCGGCGAACAAGAAGGCCGUGAAGGGGUCGUACGUGUCCAUCCACAGCUCCGGGUUCAGAGAUUUCCUCCUCAAGCCUGAGCUCCUCCGUGCCAUCAUUGACUGUGGUUUUGAGCAUCCGUCUGAAGUCCAGCACGAGUGUAUCCCUCAAGCCAUCCUGGGCAUGGACAUUCUGUGUCAGGCCAAGUCUGGAAUGGGAAAGACGGCCGUGUUUGUGCUUGCCACCCUGCAGCAGAUUGAACCUGUGGAUGGACAGGUGUCAGUCCUGGUCAUGUGUCACACUCGAGAGCUGGCCUUCCAGAUCAGCAAAGAGUACGAGCGCUUCUCCAAGUACAUGUCCAGCGUCAAAGUGUCGGUCUUCUUCGGUGGCAUGGCCAUCAAGAAAGAUGAGGACGUCCUGCGCCAGAGCUGCCCGCACAUCGUGGUGGGCACGCCCGGGCGCACCCUGGCCCUCAUCCGCAACAAGAACCUCAGCGUGAAGAACAUCAAACACUUUGUGCUCGACGAGUGUGACAAGAUGCUGGAGCAGCUGGACAUGAGACACGACAUCCAGGAGAUCUUUCGGCUGACGCCCCAUGAGAAGCAAGUCAUGAUGUUCAGCGCCACGCUAAGCAAGGAGAUCCGCCCGGUGUGCCGCAAGUUCAUGCAGGAUCCCAUGGAGGUGUUUGUGGAUGACGAGACCAAGCUGACCCUUCAUGGCUUGCAGCAAUACUACUGCAAGUUGAAGGACAGCGAGAAGAAUCGAAAACUCUUUGACCUGCUCGACGUGCUCGAGUUCAACCAGGUGGUGAUAUUUGUGAAGUCGGUGCAUCGCUGUGAGGCGCUGUCCCAGCUGCUGGUUGAGCAGAACUUCCCAGCCAUCGCCAUCCAUGGCGGCAUGGGUCAGGAUCAGAGGUUAACCCGGUACCAGCAGUUUAAAGACUUCCAGCGGCGAAUCCUGGUAGCCACCAACCUGUUCGGCCGAGGCAUGGACAUCGAGCGGGUCAAUAUCGUCUUCAACUACGACAUGCCCGAGGAUUCCGAUUCAUACCUGCACAGGGUGGCUCGCGCCGGCAGAUUUGGCACCAAAGGCCUGGCCGUCAGUUUCGUGUCCGACGAAACUGACGCCAAGACCCUGAACGAGGUCCAAGACCGCUUCGAGGUCAACGUGGCUGAGCUGCCAGAGGAGAUUGACAUCUCCACUUACAUUGAACAGUCCAGAUGAAUCUGAAGUUUCCAGUGAAUUCGAUGUUUGACCCUUGAUGUAUUUUGUUAAGGAAAAAAAACAAGAAGCGAUCUCUCACUGCCAUUAUAUGUUGGCAAGUUUAAUAUUUUUUUUUUUUUAACAUGUUGUUGCUUGUUUAGCGUUUUUCUUUUGACGCAAUGUUGCUUGGUUCAGGAAGUAAACAUUUUAUACAGUA
Messenger RNA from Phycodurus eques (leafy seadragon), 1575 nucleotides. Its product is annotated as ATP-dependent RNA helicase DDX39A-like. Gene Ontology annotation, molecular function: RNA binding; ATP binding; RNA helicase activity. Lineage: Eukaryota; Metazoa; Chordata; Actinopteri; Syngnathiformes; Syngnathidae. The coding region runs from base 96 to 1379 and encodes 427 amino acids. Gene Ontology annotation, biological process: mRNA splicing, via spliceosome; mRNA export from nucleus. The record is from RefSeq and is a predicted model, not a curated record. The transcript has 10 exons.